AGUGUGGAUCACCAGGACGAGGCCAGUGAGCUGGAGACGAGGAAGGCCUCAGACUCGUGCGUCAUCGAGAAUGGGCACCAGCUGGGGGCAGGUCUGGGCGAUGGACCCCCGGAGGCUGCCCAGACGUUCCCGGAGCCAGAACCGCCCAAGCCUCGCCCCGUGAGCCUCUCCUUGCGGCUGCCUCACCAGCCCGUCACGGCCGUCACUCGGGUCUCUGAGAGGUUCUCGGGGGAGACCUCAGCCGUGGCUGUCUCGCCCACGUCCGCCGCCGUCCUGGGGGGCCUGAGCCCAAGCCCCAGUGAGGCCACCACACCCUGGACCCCCGGUCCCAGCGAGAAGAACCCUUCCGUCCCAUGGUCGAGCGCCGGCUACGGGGCAGCGUCCACAGGCAGGAGCAGCGACAGCCCACCCCUGGCGACGCCGCCCCGGUCGCCCCCGUCCCCCCCGCCGCCAGCCACCGCCCAGGCCCGGCGCCGGGAGCUGGUGAGGUCUCAGACGCUGCCCCGCACGUCGGGAGCGCAGGCCCGGAAGGCCUUGUUUGAGAAGUGGGAGCAGGAUACCGCGGGCAAGGGCAAGGGAGAGGUGCGGGCCGAGCUGAAGCGGUCCCAGAGCUUCGGGGUCGGCGCCGGCAGCAUCAAGCAGCUCCUGCUGCAAUGGUGUCGCAAGAAGACUCUCGGCUACCAGCACGUGGACCUGCAGAACUUCUCCUCCAGCUGGAGUGACGGAAUGGCCUUCUGCGCCCUGGUGCACUCCUUCUUCCCCGACGCCUUCGACUACAGCGCCCUGAGCCCUGCGCAGCCGCAGAGGAACUUCGAGCUGGCCUUCUCCAUGGCUGAGAAUCUGGCCAACUGCGAGCGCCUCAUCGAGGUGGAGGACAUGAUGGCGAUGGGCCCCAAGCCGGACCCCAUGUGCGUCUUCACCUACGUCCAGUCCCUGUACAACCACCUGCGUCGCUUUGAAUGAAGCCCGUGGGGCUGGAUGGCCAGGGCCAGCCCGGGGGGAGACUGUGGGGCGGCUCGUGCUCCCUGAGCGGGGCGGCCCCGCCACGUGGUGUGAGAGCACUUCUGUUCCGUGGCGUGUGGUAGGCCGUGCGGCCCGCUGUGUUGUUGGACGUGGGCACUGCGCGCUGGGCUCUGCGUGGGCCGCGGCCAGGGCUCCCCGGAGGAGGGAGAGCUACCAGAGAGCGCGAUUGGUGCUAAGCGAUUACCUCCCUUCAAAUAAAAGGCUUGCCUGUGGAUUCUGGAA
Messenger RNA from Leptonychotes weddellii (Weddell seal), 1245 nucleotides. The record is from RefSeq and is a predicted model, not a curated record. NCBI's taxonomy places the organism in Eukaryota, Metazoa, Chordata, Mammalia, Carnivora, Phocidae.